GUAAAUACUUAAAUAAUUACUUUUUUAAAUACAAUUAACACAAUUAAUCUUAACAUGUACUAUAUCUGAUGAUUGGGUUUUUUUUGUAUCAUUUUGUUAACUAACCGACUGAGCUAUGCUGAAUUGAACACCAUCUCGAAAAGUAACGUUAGCUGGCUAGCUAACUUAACCAAAUGCUGCUGCAUAUUUUGAGUUCCUUGCUCAUCGUGUUUGUUAUCUAGCUAACUAGCUCGUGAUAAUUCAUUCAUGGUUCUAGCAAUCUAGCAAAGAUGCCACUUAGAAAUGAUACGGCCAGCUAGUCUACCUCACUAAUGACUUACCUGUGCACAUUUCCACAGGUUGGAUGUUGAGAUGUGAAAUGCCGAUAUCUUCAUGGGGUUCGGCUCACAUCAUUUGCACAUCAUUAUCACAUUACUUCCUUCCAAGCAUUUAGAACUGAAGAGUAUACCUGAUAAAUUGGGCCAGGGAUGCUCAUCUGUCUCCCAUGUCUCAGACAUUGCUGCUAAGCGUUUGGCACCUGAAGUGUGACAAACUGCUUUAUUUUGACUGAGUCUUGAAAUUAAAUUAUUUUACCUUUGGACAGACUGUCUUUUAGACGGCGUACAGUCUUCUGAGACUAAAUGCAUUCUUUUCUUUUUCUUUUUUUAAAGUCCUAGGAUUUAAUUAGUUACAGUGAGAUAUGUACUUAAGUAUUUUAAUUAGAGUACAUGUAGUUCAUCAUUCAACCCUGGGUUUUAGACACUUAACGUUAUGUUUUUCUCAUGUUGGUUAUAUACUGUAUUUGGUUGGUUAUAUAUUGUAUAUUCUAUAUGGUUUUUCUGUAAAGGUUUCCAUUCCGUAUAAUGUUUUAUGGCAAACAUCUCAAUUCUAAUCCUGGAGCACCUUCAACCUGAACACAUUUUGGUGUUUCUGCUGUUCCCAACUCACUAACGAGCCUGAACUAGAUUGAACUGGGGGAAUUAGAGGAAGAAAAAACACCAAAUUGAGCAGGCCAGUGGUUCUCCAGGACCAGGAUUGAGGGCCGUUUUAGGGCGUUUUUCUCUCUGUGUUGGUGAUGAGUAUGUGGUUGCUCAGUGUCCAUCCCAAUGUACAUUUCAGUGCUAAUUGAGUUCUUUGUCACACUCCAUGAUAAUUGGUUUACUUCGAACAUCUUGGUUUUAUUUAACCAUGAGGGCUUUAGUUUAAUGGACCGACAGCAGGAGUGCCUAAUGGUAGGUAAACUGCCGAGGGACGUGGGGCAACGGGUAGAGAGGAAAAUGUGUUCUGCUGAUUGGUGCUGGUGUCCAUAACAGACCGUGCAUAAGAGUGAAAGUUAAAUGGGCCGUUUGAUGCGACAUUUUAUAAAUCUCAGGCGUUGCCGUGAGCGUGUGAAGCAGGUCUCGUGACUCAUGGCUUUUUCUGUAACCUUGGACUGGUUUUCUCAAAACAACAACAAAGGAAAAAAACAGUAAACUCACUGCUGGACAGAGAUGAACACUAAGUUAUUCAAGACAGUAUAUGUUAACACUGGUCAACUUAACAUGAUUUGACUUCUCUGGCUUGUUUUCAUCUCUUUGUACAUCUGUGACACAUCGGUAUUGUUUUCUUCAUCCACCUUGUCUUGAUAAAGCAAUUUAGACUGAAUUAUAAAAGUCCUUCUUUAUUUGCAGUAAGAGUUCAUCUAAUACCACAUCCAAUUUUGGAGCAAAGUUGUUAUAGUAUUUAAACUGCUCAAGACAUUAGUGUUUCAGCAGCACAGAAUGUAGAUGCAGGAGUCUUUCUCUGUCUCUCACUUUGUGUCUCUUCACUCGCCCGAGACAACUGCAGGUGUAGCCUUGAUAAGUCAUGGACAAACAGAGAUGUUUGUUAAAGCCAUUGAUCUGAACACGGCCGGUCCUGUUCAAUUAUUGGCGAGCCACGAAGGAGACACGAAUGAAAACUUGUUGUCAGCUCUUUGUGUAAACAGUGACACCAAUGGCUAAGGUGAAGCAGGGUCACAUGGUGCCGGUGACACACCUACUGGAGGCCCUAAAGCGGCGCCAGUCGCACAGGUACAGCACAGGAGUCUAACGCACAGGGACAGGACGCUGUUCCCACACCGUGCAUUACAGGCAUGAAUCGGGAAGAACAUUACUACUCGGCCAGCCACCUUUACAAGGACUCCUGUGCCUAUCAGAGACCACACAAUGAGGAGUACAGCCCAAGCCCGCCGCCGUGCCUUUACAUGACCAGGCAGACCCAAUCCGUCUACGCUUCUCCUGCCUUAGUCACCCAGGACCAACACCAUCUUCCUGAUAUCACGUCCUAUGUGCCCGGACGAGAAGACCUGGCAGUGUCUCAUCUGCCCCACUCACAAGCUCAACAGCUGCCCCUUCAAUCUUUCACGGGUUACGGAGACUCUCUGGACCUGUGCUCUGAACGAAACAGGUGCCAUCUUCCUUUCCCUUGGAUGAAAUCGACAAAAUCUCACACGCAUGCUUGGAAAGGACAAUGGACAGGUCCGUACGCGGUGGAGCCCGAGGAGAACAAGCGCACGCGCACGGCCUACACGCGCGCGCAGCUGCUCGAGCUGGAGAAGGAGUUCCUCUUCAACAAGUACAUCUCGCGUCCGCGGCGCGUCGAGCUCGCGCUCACGCUCAGCCUUACCGAGCGCCACAUCAAGAUCUGGUUCCAGAACCGGCGCAUGAAGUGGAAGAAGGAGGAGGACAAGCGGAGAGCACGCGGGACGGAUCCCGAGCAAGACUCCUCCGUCACUUCCGGCGACCUCAGAGACGACGCGUGUGGCACGCACGCGGCACCGCCUUCACCUCUGCAGUCUCACACCGCGCCCUCGGUUCCGCGAGACCCCGCCUGAAAAUCUUCAGCAGUGCUGAAAGGAGAUGAAGCACGAAAUUCAGGAACAUGUGCUUAAAUACAAAAAAAAACCCUCUUGGACUCAAAGUUGAACUUAUAUACAGAUGUAUAUAAAAGCUCCAGGCGACGUCAUCACCAGGUCAUUGUCCGGCAUUACUGCAGAGGAGGGUGAACACUGCUAAAGUGGGACACGUGUGAAAAUAGCACUUUGUCUGUCACUUCACAGGACACGUUUAUAAAAUGCUUAAGAUCUCGCUUACACUGUUCAAAUGCAAAAAAAAAUGAAGAAAUAUCACAACACACGUGCAAUGGCCGUUUUUACAGCCUCUGUUUAUCACCCUGUGAAACUGUUACUGUGGGACAACUAUUGUUUUUACUCUAAAAAGAAAAGGAAAUACAGAUGCUAGGAAUCUAAUUAACAUAUAAUUAACAUUUCAUUCUAUUUGAUUUGGCUUCAAAUACAUGUAUAUAUAUUUAAACACACACACUA
Molecule: messenger RNA, 3322 nt
Organism: Ictalurus furcatus (blue catfish)
Lineage: Eukaryota; Metazoa; Chordata; Actinopteri; Siluriformes; Ictaluridae
Gene: pdx1
Product: pancreatic and duodenal homeobox 1
Exons: 2
Coding region: 2093-2833 (246 amino acids)
Biological process (GO): type B pancreatic cell differentiation; regulation of transcription by RNA polymerase II
Cellular component (GO): nucleus
Molecular function (GO): RNA polymerase II cis-regulatory region sequence-specific DNA binding; DNA-binding transcription factor activity, RNA polymerase II-specific
Source: RefSeq, a predicted model, not a curated record